AUGAAUUCAUUGAAAAGAAGUACAAGAUCACCUCGUGCAGCCGAAAAACGAUUGCAGAGAUUAAAUAAUGGAUGGAUAAUUAAAAUUGGUCGAGGACUUGAUUUCUAUAAACCACCAGAAUCUAAACUAUCUAUUGGUUAUUAUGAUCUCGAUCUUCGUCCAUGUCAUCAAACGACUAUUGAUAUAUUCCAUGCUGAAAGAGUUCAUCCAUCAUCAUAA
This is a messenger RNA of Rotaria sp. Silwood1, 219 nucleotides long. The record is from the annotation of a GenBank genome assembly. NCBI's taxonomy places the organism in Eukaryota, Metazoa, Rotifera, Eurotatoria, Philodinida, Philodinidae.